AUGAUUAUCCGCAGACAUUCAAACAUUUUAUUACCAAAUGAAUUAUCAGAUGUUGAUUUUGGAAAUUCAAAUAGUAAAUAUUUUGGUUCAUUACUGCUGUUAAGUUCAAAAAUUACUGCUGGUGGGUUAUCUUUAUUUUCGUUAUCCACUUAUAGACAAAAUAUUAUUGAUCGAUUGGGUAUUUUUAACAUAAUAUUUGAUUCUUUACCACAAGUUAUUCUUCCAAGAAGGUUUCAAUUGCAAGAUUAUUAUCAUAACUCACAAACACAAUCAAAGAUUUAUGGAGGUACAUAUGAUGGUUAUCAUCUAAAUAAUUCAAAAUCAAAAUUGAAAUCCUCAAGCUAUGGAAAUAUAUUGACUCAUGGAUGGUUAACUGUCUCAUCUAGAAUUGAUGCUUUGAUCAAUGGAACACAACAAUAUAACGGUCCAAAAGUUUUAGAUUUUUCAAAUUUUUAUUUGGUUUUAAUUGCUGCUUCUACAUCAAUAUUCUUUAUCAUAUACCAUUGGAAUCUUGUCAAUAGAUUAAAAGACUAUAUAAAAUCAUUUUAUACCAACCAAAAUAUGGAUAAAACUAAAUUAACUGUUGAUGAAUUAGAUGAAAUUUCAAAGCAUGUAUUGGAAUAUUUUGAUCAAGAAGAUUCAGAAGAUUCAGCACAAAAAGAAACCCAAUCUGAUUUGUGUCCAAAAUCUAGUAACCUUGAUAUUGAGUCUAAAAAAGGUUUGAAAAUUGGCCCAAGUUAUACACCAAAUAAUACACCUUAUGCAACAUUAAAGCCAUCAAACGCUAGUACAUUAAAUUUGGAUUUCACUAAUGCAAUUGAUAAUUUACAACACGAACAAUUACCAUAA
This is a messenger RNA of Hansenula ciferrii, 849 nucleotides long. RefSeq lists its product as uncharacterized. The coding region runs from base 1 to 849 and encodes 282 amino acids. NCBI's taxonomy places the organism in Eukaryota, Fungi, Ascomycota, Saccharomycetes, Phaffomycetales, Wickerhamomycetaceae. The record is from RefSeq and is a predicted model, not a curated record. The transcript has a single exon.